Ramularia collo-cygni is the source of this 1152-nucleotide messenger RNA. RefSeq lists its product as uncharacterized. NCBI's taxonomy places the organism in Eukaryota, Fungi, Ascomycota, Dothideomycetes, Mycosphaerellales, Mycosphaerellaceae. The record is from RefSeq and is a predicted model, not a curated record. Bases 1 to 1152 code for a protein of 383 amino acids. The transcript has a single exon.
AUGGACUUCAAGAGAGCCCCAGGAAAAGCUCCGCCGGUCAUCAAACAAAGAGUCAUCCUGGUUCCCAAGGGGGCCUCUGGCUCUACCAUCAAGAACAACAACACCUGGCCAUCCUCGAAUGCUCGCUCUAUUGUCAAAGGCCCAAGCCGCCUGGACGCCAACAACACCAGCACUACCCCAUCCUCGAGUUCUAGCUCUGUCGUCAAAGAACCAUACCGCCUGAACACCAACAACAUCAACACCAACCCGUCCUCGAGUUCUCGCUCUGUCGUCAAGGAGCCAUACCGCCUGAACACCAACAACACCAACAUCAAACCAUCCUCGAAGCCCCGCUUUGUCACAAAMGAGCCAUACCGAGCCACGCCAGCUUCCAUUCACAAAGCAUACCGUACUCCAACACCCCCUCUCUUCACCAGCACCAUGUCUCCGAGCGAACUCAUGGAGCUAUACCUCCAGAGCGGAUUCAGUUCGCACAGCCGGCAAUCGAUCAGAGCGAGUCAGGAGGGCGUAUCGCUGAGAGAUGUUGAGGAAUUCGACCUCACCACGUUGUGGGGAGCACGAGAAGACGCAGUAGAGCAGCUUCACGCCAGCAACGCUCUCUGGAGCUCUCCGGCCCCUCUCUUCACGCCCGGCCCAGUGGAAGAAUUCUCGAUGUUUGAAUCAGGAGACGAUUCAGGAGACGAAUUUGGCUGGGAUGCAGAGCAGGUGAAUUUCCUCCCUGUACCCCAGGUGGAAAACCCUCCCGCAACUCCGCGACUGAUGGUGAGCUUGCCCAUUCCAAAGGGCUUCACCCCCGCCCCUGCCAUCCCCGCCGCCCCUGCCGUCACCGCUCCCACAAACAAGGGCGCCAACCGUCCCGCUGCGCCUCCCGGCCCACCYCCAAAUGCUGUAUACGCGGAACAGAGCCAUCCAAUCCCACAAGCUGUGCAAGCGGUAGUAGACGAGAUCCUUCUUCGGGCGGCGACGAAGAGCAACAAGGCUGGAUUUCCCCAGCGGGUGGAUUUGAGGAACAUGCCGAGCGGUGUCACAGACCUGGACAGAAGAUAUGGCUAUAUCACGGCUGGAUCCGAGUUGAUGAAGUUCUACGGGGAUUUGAGAUUGUUCAACGAGGCGACUUGGAAGUAUCUCGUGAGCAGUGGAAAGGCAGUAUGA